AUGGCCCUGCAUGUCCCAAAAGUCCCGAAUUAUGUUUCGAUGUUGAAAGAGGGCACGAGGGUACAUAUACAUGAGCUUAUUUCCUAAAUAUAUUUGUUAGCACUUUGAAGGCCUCGAAGAAGCAGUUUUUCGCAACAUUGAGGCUUGUGUUGCCAUUGCCAAAACCACACGUUCCACCUAUGGUCCAAGUGGCCAGAACAAGAUUGUAAUUAAUCACAUAGGGAAGCAGUUUGUCACGAACGAUGCGGCAACGAUUCUUCGCGAGCUGGAAGUUCAACACCCGGCGGCCAAAAUGUUGAUCCUAGCAACGCAACAACAAGAACAGGAAGCCGGUGACGGGACGAAUAUUGUUUUUCAGCUGGCAGGUGCCCUCCUAGAUAACGCGCGCGACCUGCUUAAGAUGGCAAGAUCAAGUCCGAUAAUUAAUUCUUCCAGGGUCUUUCCGUAGCUCAGAUAAUCGAGGGUUACGAGAUGGCUUCGAAAAAAGCACUGGAGUUUCUUGAUGGUACGAUGUUUUCUGGCUCCAAUUCUUUUAGAAAUCGUCGUGAAGGAAGUCAAGAACUGCAGAGAUAAAUCUGAAGUUGCGCCUCUGAUUAAGACGUCUAUUAUGAGCAAACAAAUUGAUAUCAGUCAGUUCUUGUCCGACCUCAUUGCGUCUGCCUGCAGUAUGUUCUGUUAGCUUUCACCAUUUCUUUAGUCUCAAUUAUGCCGGAUGACGGGGACUUUAAUGUCGACAAUGUGCGCGUCCUCAAAGUCCUAGUACGUCGAUAUGCCUUCACUGCACUUCAUAUCAGUGUUUCUUAUUUUCACGGUUUUCUAAUCGCGCAUUCUGUGCGCACGCCCUGCAUUAUUUUACCACCUUCCCCUUAUCGCAUUUCCUUCGGGAUGUGUUGGCUCUUUACAGGGUUCUGGUGUUGACAGCUCUUCUCUGGUCAAAGGCAUGGUUUUCCGGAGGGAUGUCGAGGGCGAUGUUAAAGAAGUAAAUCAGUCCAAAAUUGCUAUCUAUUCGUGUCCCUUGGAAGCGCUCCAAACCGAAACAAAGGGCACUGUACUUCUCCACACGGCUGAAGAGCUGAAACAAUUCUCCGAGGGUGAGGAGAAUCAGAUGGAAAAAGUGAGCUUAGACCCUGUGAUUCGAUAGCCUCCAUUCCUUUAGGCCUAGGGGGUGUCAUUUUGUGCCCAAGAUUUGAUCGCGUUUUUAACUACCCCAUUUUCAGCUAACUUCUAAUCCGGUUUUUGGAUGCUUACCGCAUAUCACGAGUUAGAUGCCACUUGCUUUCGAGUCCUCAUUCUUUUGCUAAUCUGAAGUAUUUCGCUGCACUUUAGAGGUAGUCAUUUGCCCUAUGAAUAAAAGGAGCUGAGUUUUCCAAACACCUUAGAAUUCCUCAAAAAUUCACAUACAACGAACAGGCGUUUGAGUAUUUAGUAGAUCUCUCAAUCAGUAUCCACAGCAAUUUCCUAGAAGCCAGAGUAAAGAGAAAAACUAGCAGCUUUCCGGUCAACACGGUCGCCCUGGGCCACACCAAUGACCAAAAUAAUCUAGUGGGGGCUUAAGCGACGCGGGGAGUUCGGCUGCGAAAGGCGUCCGGAGGCAUACAUUAAAACGUACUAUACCUUUUAGACAGGAACCUGCUGCGCUGUUGAUAUUAAAGGAUCGAAAUAUACAUCCCCUGCUGUGAGGGCCAGCUAGUACUCGCAUAGUUUCAAUUAUUUUUCAGGUGUAGACGUGAAGGUCCUUGACCGCGACGGUCCGCAACUCUAGCAUUGUGGAAUUCGUACUCAGCCUCACCGGCUCUUAUCAUACAUAACUUGCACGAUUGACAUACCUGCCUGUCAUGCUUUGGAGCAUUUGCAUUUGGUUAUUUUGCGCACAUGUGGGUGACAACGUUUUAUUAGAGCCGACAAGAACAAUCUAAUCGAAUUCUGAUGUACCGCCAAAAUCUUGUCCGUUUUCUUAACCCGUGGAGACUAAUUACAUAAUUGCAUAUCUUCAAUAACUGCAUUUCACACUCCAUAGUUAGCCAAAGUGCCAUCUUAAGGUCGUUAGUGGUUCUAAUUCACGUUAUAUACUACGUCUAAGCUUAGACAGUGUUUGAUCAGCAUGUUGGACCGGCACGACUUUUGGUGUAUGUUGAUGCGCUCGCAAAUCACGCUAUCGAGCCCAUGAGUUGUGUGCACAAAGUUCCCUGGCUGUGUCCGUCCCAUGAAUAACCAUAUUGGUGUUUUUUUUUCAGUUACUCACAUCCAUCGCUAAUUCCGGAGUUAAGGUCAUCGUUUCUGGUGGCAAGAUUAGCGAACUUGCUCUACAUUACGCUAACAAACUGGGCAUCAUGUUGGUCCGCCUCGUCAGCAAAUUUGACGUGCGUCGUCUCUGCAAGUCCACUGGAGCAACUCCCCUUCCUACCCUCACAGUUCCAACGGCUGAUGAGUUGGGUUUCAUCGACCACGUCAAAAUUGAUGAAAUUGCUGACACUAAUGUUGUCGUUUUUGAACGAGGUAAAUACCCUUGUCUGCAUCAGCAGCCUGAACUGAGCUAGCUGUCCAGAGAAAAGCUUCAACCUACUGGCAAUUUGUGUCCUUUUUAGGAGGGAAGGAUGGUGUGAUGGUGACCCUCGUCCUGCGCGGUAGCACUGAUAACAUACUCGAUGAUACCGAGCGCGCCGUGGAUGAUGGCGUCAACACUUACAAAGCACUCACACGAUCGAAUAAAGUAGUCGCUGGCGCAGGUGCUUGUGAGAUUGAGCUAGCUCGCCGUCUUUUGAGUUAUGCAGACACCAUCCCGGGUUUGGAGCAGUAUGCAAUACGCGAGUUUGCCCGUUCUUUCGAAAUCAUCGUCAAGGCUCUGUCUGAGAAUGCUGGCGAAAAGGUAAGCCCUGGUCCCACCUUUCCUAAAAAUGGCGCCACAAAAGGCCCAAAAAUUUGUGGAAUUUACUCAGCUUGCACUUUGCCGUUGCCGCCACUUGCAUCAAUACAGUUGUUAUUUUGCUGACCUUUGUGCGGUUUCUGAAGUCACACAAACUUGUGUUUGUCGGACGUCUCUAAAACUCUUGUGCUGAGUAAUGCUAGUGAGUGUACAUUUGAAGACUUAGGUGGCUUAAUGCCUUGAAUUAUUCAACCUCACGAUAUGAAUUUACUUUUGGGUUUUUUGUUUUAAACAUAAAAGUAACAAUUAACUCCGAUAUCGCACUUCAGGCUACCGAAAUAAUCGCUGACCUCUACGCCAGGCAUCAAGCAGGAGAGAUAAACGCAGGUUUUGUUACGUUGCCAAAGAAGGAUCCAUCUAUAUGCGAUGCAGUGAAGGCGGAAGUUCUCGACCUCUACAACACUAAAAGAUGGGCUAUUAGGUUUGCAUCAAAUGCAGCCUGCACUGUUCUGCGUGUUGAUCAGGUAGGCAGUGUGCCACUUCGAAUUUUCAGAUUUUCGCUUAUACCAGGUGUGCAGCCCUCACAGCUUUUUAUAAUAUAUGCGCUGAGCAUGCAAUAUGAAAUUUAUUUUUACAUAUAAUCACUUUUUGAGGGAUACGGUUAUUGCGAUCGCACCCAUAAAGAUCUGAAUGUUGUUUUUGUGCAUCUGUUCAUGCACUGCCUGACCACAUAUGUCUCUACAUUGAUACAAGGCUUUUUGUCUAUACUGUGGCUACUCGAAACGUAUUUGCUGUUUGUUUUUUAGAUAAUAAUGUCAAGGCCAGCCGGCGGUCCGAAACCACGCGAUCCGCGGGCUGCUGAUGAAGACUAA
Spirometra erinaceieuropaei is the source of this 3735-nucleotide messenger RNA. The record is from the annotation of a GenBank genome assembly. NCBI's taxonomy places the organism in Eukaryota, Metazoa, Platyhelminthes, Cestoda, Diphyllobothriidea, Diphyllobothriidae.